AUGCAGGUAGAUCCCCACGGGCCUCUAAAUGAAAUUCUCGUUUUUCAAAUCAUUCCUCUAUACUCACUUUCCGUAAUACCCCGGCUUCUCUGGAUUCUGUGCUUCUCCAUGGAGGAAGCCCAAGGAGAACUGACAAGUUCUUGUGGUGCUAAAACCAUGGCCCAUGUAACCUUGGCAUUCAGGGAUGUGUCCAUAGACCUCUCCCAAGAGGAGUGGGAGUGCCUGGAUCCUGCGCAGAGGGACUUGUACAAGGAUGUGAUGUUCGAGAACUACAGCAACCUGAUCUCACUGGGAUAUACCAUUCCUAAGCCAGAUGUGAUUGCUUUAUUGGAGCAAGAGAAAGAGCCCUGGAUAGUCAUGAGGGAAGGGACAAGGAGUUGGUACACAGAUUUGGAGUACAAGUGUAUCACCAAGAAUUUACUUCCAGAAAAGAAUGCUUGCAAAAUAUGUUUAUCUCAAUUGCAGACAGGGGAAAAAAGUAAAAAUACCAUCCAUGAGGAUGCCAUGAGAAAUGGUUUGCAGUACAAACAUGAAUUUGAGAGACAAGAGGGACAUCAGAUGGAAUGCAUUAGUCAAAUGAUAAUACAAAAACAAAUAUCUCAUCCUCUGUAUCUGAAAAUUCAUGCUAGAGAGAAACCAUAUGAAUGUAAGGAAUGUAGGAAAGCCUUUAGACAACAGUCAUACCUUAUUCAACAUCUCAGAAUUCACACUGGUGAAAGACCCUAUAAAUGUAUGGAAUGUGGAAAGGCUUUUUGUCGAGUGGGAGACCUUAGAGUACAUCAGACAAUACAUGCUGGGGAGAGACCCUAUGAAUGCAAAGAAUGUGGGAAGGCCUUUAGACUUCAUUACCACCUUACCGAACAUCAGAGAAUACAUUCUGGUUUGAAACCCUAUGAGUGUAAGGAAUGUGGAAAGGCCUUUAGUCGGGUUAGAGAUCUCAGAGUACAUCAGACAAUUCAUGCUGGGGAGAGACCUUAUGAAUGUAAAGAAUGUGGGAAGGCCUUUAGACUUCAUUAUCAGCUAACUGAACAUCAAAGAAUUCACACUGGUGAGAGACCUUAUGAAUGUAAGGUUUGUGGCAAGACUUUUAGGGUACAACGACAUGUUAGUCAACAUCAGAAAAUUCAUACUGGUGUCAAACCCUAUAAAUGUAAUGAAUGUGGGAAAGCCUUUAGUCAUGGCUCAUACCUUGUUCAACAUCAGAAAAUUCAUACUGGUGAUAAACCCUAUGAAUGUAAAGAAUGUAGUAAGUCAUUUAGUUUUCAUGCAGAACUUGCUCGACAUCAUAGAAUUCAUACUGGUGAGAAACCCUAUGAAUGUAAAGAAUGUGGAAAAGCCUUUCGUCUUCAAACAGAACUUACUCGGCAUCAUAGAACUCAUACUGGUGAAAAACCCUAUGAAUGUAAAGAAUGUGGGAAGGCCUUUAUUUGUGGCUAUCAACUUACUUUACAUAUGAGAACUCACACCGGUGAGAUUCCUUAUGAAUGUAAGGAAUGUGGGAAAACGUUCAGUAGUCGCUAUCAUCUUACUCAACACUACAGAAUUCAUACUGGUGAGAAACCCUACAUAUGUAAUGAAUGUGGAAAAGCCUUUCGUCUUCAGGCAGAACUUACCCGACAUCACAGAAUUCAUACAUGUCAGAAACCCUAUAAAUGUAAGGAAUGUGGGAAGGCUUUUAUUCAUAGCAAUCAAUUUAUUUCACACCAGCAAAUUCACACCAGUGAGAGCACCUAUGUAUGUACAGAAUGUGGGAAGAUUUUUGGUCGUCGCUAUAAUCUUACUCAACAUCAUAAAAUUCAUACUGAUGAGAAACCCUAUAUGUGUAAUGAAUGUGGGAAAGCCUUUCGAUUUCAAACAGAACUUACUCAGCAUCACAGAAUUCAUACUGGUGAAAAACCCUAUAAAUGUAUGGAAUGUGGGAAGGCCUUUAUUCGUAGCACUCAUCUCAUGCAACAUCACAGGAUUCAUACUGGCGAGAAACCCUACAAAUGUAAGGAAUGUGGGAAGACGUUUAGUCGUCACUAUCAUCUUACUCAACAUCACAGAGGCCAUACUGGUGAGAAGCCCUACAUAUGUAAUGAAUGUGGGAAUGCUUUUAUUUGCAGUUAUCGACUUACAUUACAUCAAAGAAUUCACACUGGUGAGAUACCAUAUGAAUGUAAGGAAUGUGGAAAGACCUUUAGUCGCCGGUAUCAUCUUACUCAACAUUUUAGACUUCAUACUGGUGAGAAACCUUACAGCUGUAAAGAAUGUGGGAAUGCCUUUCGUCUUCAAGCAGAACUUACUCGACAUCACAUAGUUCACACGGGUGAGAAACCCUAUAAAUGUAAAGAAUGUGGGAAGGCCUUCAGCAUUAAUUCUGAACUUACUCGACAUCACAGAAUUCAUACUGGUGAAAAACCCUAUAAAUGUGAAGAAUGUGGAAAAGCCUUUAUUCGUAGUGAUCAACUUGCUUUACAUCAGAGAAAUCAUAUGAGUGAGGAAGCCCUAUGUGUAAUGUAAAGAGAAUGCGAUGGCCUUUAGAAAAUGCCCCUUACAACAGCAGAGAAUUUAUAAGAAAUUUUCUGUUUGCUAGGGAACAUGUGGGAAUCUGUUUUACUUCAUGUUCACAAUUUAUCAGAAAUGGUUUAGUAUGUUGAUUUAAAGAUUUGAAACGCUAUGGCAUCACUCAGUCCCUGUUAGACUUUAGAAGAUUGUUACUGAUGCACUGCAUCCCAAACCAUCAAGAACUUUUUCCUCUGCAAACUGUUCUUGAACGGUGCUUCUAUAAAAUGCCGUAAUAAUGGGCCAGGUGAAGUGGCUUACACCUGUAAUCCCAGCACUUUGA
This is a messenger RNA of Saimiri boliviensis boliviensis (Bolivian squirrel monkey), 2827 nucleotides long. The record is from RefSeq and is a predicted model, not a curated record. NCBI's taxonomy places the organism in Eukaryota, Metazoa, Chordata, Mammalia, Primates, Cebidae.